GAUCAAAGCGGAAAUAGUUGGGGCGGGUGGCGAGCGACGGCAUGUCUCGCGCUCCCCUCAGGAAGGCUCAUUCUGCCCCUCAUCCGCCUCAUGGUUCAGUCUGCGUUGUACCCUCAUAGCUACAGGCAGCCUUUCUAGCCGCUCUCUGAGGUGACAAGGCGCCGUUUUCUGUAGAGUAUGAAGGUGCCACCGCUGAACUUGACUCCAGAUAUAAACCGGGUGGGAAUGGCGUUGCCGUUCAGUCCCGACUUGCUCUGGCGGUACCCACUGUCUCUGCCGCAGUCCGCGUCGCCAUCUUCCCCGAUGCUUGACGUGAAGAACCAGAUGCCCACACACCUCGCAGCCGACCCUCGUAUGUGGUCGCGCGAGGAUGUGGCCGCUUUCCUGAGGUGGUUCGAGAGAGAAUUCGAACUGCCCACCAUCGACCUGUCCAAAUUCUGCAUGAAUGGAAAAGCACUCUGUAUGCUGAACAAGUCCGACCUGGCCGACCGCGCUCCAGGGGCGGGCGACAUCCUGCACAACACACUGCAGUUCCUCCUGCGGGAUGCCCCCCAGGUCCCGCAGUCCCCCAUCACCCCGCACCACCCCCUCCUGUCGCCGUCCCCCCUCACCCCCACCCCGGUCCAGCCGUGGUCCAUCAUGAACCCCGACAUCCACAACUUCAGCCACUUCCUCCACCAGGGCGGCUCCGUCACGCUCAGCCCCGCGCCCUCCGAGCAGAGCGGGGGCUCGCCGCGCCACCCCGACACCGCCUCCUCCACCUCGUCCACCUCCACCGCGGCCUACCACCACUCCUCGGCCGCCUCCACAGGCUCAGCACAUUCCGGGAGUCAGUCGGACUCCGAGGACUCCACGCGGGAUCCCCCCCACGCCCUCGCCUCCCUCAAGCACCUGAGUGACUACCAGCGGGCCGCCGCCGCCGCCGCAGCCGCAGCCGCCCAGAGCGUCUCUUCCCACCAGGAGUCUCUCCAGCAACAUUCUCAGCACCAACAGCACUCACAGCACCAGCCGCAGUCACACCCGCAGCCGCAGCAGCCGCAGGGAGGCCAGACCGGACCCAACGAGGAGCCCGUGGAGACCGGCACGAACGGGCGGCUGCUGUGGGACUUCCUGCAGCAGCUGCUGAACGACUCCCAGCAGCGGUACUCGCGCUACAUCGCGUGGAAGAACCGCGAGACGGGCGUGUUCAAGAUCGUGGACCCGCCCGGCCUGGCCCGCCUCUGGGGCAUCCAGAAGAACCACCUGAGCAUGAACUACGACAAGAUGUCCCGCGCCCUCAGGUACUACUACCGCGUCAACAUCCUGCGGAAGGUGCAGGGCGAGCGCCACUGCUACCAGUUCCUGCGCAAUCCCUCCGAGCUGAAGAGCAUCAAGAACAUCAGCAUGCUGCGCACCACGCCCCUGCAGUCGCCGCGCGCCAAGGACGCCCCCACGCCCGUCCAGCCCGCGCCCAUGGAGGAGGAGGAGGGCCCCACCGACCUGUCCAUGUCGUCCCUCCACCACCAGUACCACGCGCCCCCGCCCGCGCCCAUGGAGACCACGCAGGUGCAGGACCUGAGUCGGGAGGCGCACAACCUCUCCGUCAGCAUCAAGAGCGAAGAGUACCUGGAACAGAGUUACGAGUAACCGCCCUCCCAGACCCUCCUGGUCAACCCGACCCGCCCGACCCGACCUAACCCGCUGCUCCCAUGACGGGUCCACACUGCCAUGAGGCGCCAGGGUCAGGUCUGCCAGCCUCAGUCCGUGCCCUCCGGCCGUUGCUGUGACGGCGACGCUCGCGCCGGUGGCGCCGGAGUGCUGUGGCUGUGAGGGCGGUGCUGGUGCGCCGCCCAGGGCAUUGUUGGAGCAUGGCCUUCCCAUGGUGCCGCCCAGGCCCAUGGGACCUCCAGGGGUGGCCGCCCCACCCAGGGGACGGGUCGCUGGCCGCCGGCUCCGUGCCUUGCUCAGGUGGGCAGCGUGGCGAGGGCCCCAGAGGCGCUCCGUCUGCCCGCCGUCUACACUGUGGCUUGCUGUGAUAACAGAUGUACACUCCCUCUUUAACUCCCAAACUCCAGGCUAGAACUCAGUCUAACUGCCAUUCAACUCCCAUAUGUACAAAGGCAUCUAAACUAAGAUUUUGUCCAGUAGUGUUUGUACCAGUGGCGCUCCGGCACCAUGGUGAGUGCUGGUGUGUGAUAGCGGCGUAAGGACAGCCGGGCCCGGAAGCUUCUUGCUGUACAGUUCCUGGCACGUAUGGCGUCGUGGUGUACUCGCGUAGUGUUCACUUCUCUUAUAGCUGUUGUGAUAAAACACCAUUCCGAACUCUGUGUAGGCUUGCUCAUUCAAGCAGCAGCGUGUGUGUAUGGGUAUCUGAGCCUGGACUUUCACCCUUAUUCUCCCUGGGAAUACGAGCGAAGGUCUCAGGUCGUAAUUGGGAAGUAGAGUUGCCAGAUAUCACUAGAAGCUCCUCGGGUCUGGUCAGAUAGACGCCACGGAUAUGUGUAGAUUUCAUGUGUAAUGUGUUUUUGUCUUUCAAAUCAAUUGAUCACUUAUGAUUUUUACGUGUUUUCAGAACCCAAGAUUACAAAUUGUACACCUCACAUGUUCUUUACUACACCAUGUGCAUAUAGAUAUAUAUUAUAAUUCUGUAUAAAGUUGUAUUUAUAAAAUAAACUUGUUUUGUACAUACAAAGUGUCUUUAAGGAACCUGCAUAUUUUGUUCACAUAGAAAGUAUAAAUAAGAAUGUCAUUGAUUAAGAAUUAAAGACUUAACAAAA
Molecule: messenger RNA, 2756 nt
Organism: Penaeus monodon (black tiger shrimp)
Lineage: Eukaryota; Metazoa; Arthropoda; Malacostraca; Decapoda; Penaeidae
Gene: aop
Product: ets DNA-binding protein pokkuri-like
Exons: 4
Coding region: 178-1626 (482 amino acids)
Biological process (GO): cell differentiation; regulation of transcription by RNA polymerase II
Cellular component (GO): nucleus
Molecular function (GO): sequence-specific DNA binding; DNA-binding transcription factor activity, RNA polymerase II-specific
Source: RefSeq, a predicted model, not a curated record